AUGGCUUCGAGCGGGUCGGGCAGUACCAACACCAUCAAGGUUGUUGCCAGAUUCCGGCCCCAGAAUAAAAUCGAACUCGCCAGUGGGGGAGAGCCCAUUGUCGAGUUCGAAAGUGAGGAUACAUGCAGGAUAAAUUCUAAAGAGGCCGCGGGGGCCUUCACCUUCGACCGCAUCUUCGGCAUGGACUCCCAGCAACAAGACGUCUUCGACUUCUCCAUCCGCCCCACUGUCGACGAUAUCCUCAAUGGCUACAACGGAACCGUCUUCGCCUACGGGCAAACCGGUGCUGGAAAGUCCUAUACAAUGAUGGGCUCGGAUAUCGACGAUGAUGUAGGAAAGGGUAUUAUCCCACGUAUCGUCGAACAGAUGUUCGCCAGCAUCCUUGCAAGUCCCGGAAACAUCGAGUAUACAGUUCGCGUGAGCUAUAUGGAAAUCUAUAUGGAGCGCAUUCGGGAUCUCCUGGUGCCACAAAACGACAACCUCCCCAUCCACGAAGAAAAGUCCCGCGGUGUUUACGUCAAGGGCCUACUGGAAAUUUACGUCUCCAGCGUGCAGGAGGUCUACGAAGUUAUGCGCAGGGGCGAUGCGGCGAGGGCUGUAGCUGCAACCAAUAUGAACCAGGAGUCUUCGCGGUCCCAUUCGAUUUUCGUCAUCACUAUCACGCAGAAGAAUGUGGAAACGGGCUCUGCAAAGAGCGGCCAGCUAUUCCUCGUCGACUUGGCGGGUAGCGAGAAGGUCGGUAAGACAGGCGCGAGCGGCCAGACACUCGAGGAAGCCAAGAAGAUCAACAAGAGCUUGAGCGCGCUGGGUAUGGUUAUCAAUUCGCUGACGGACGGCAAAUCGACGCAUAUCCCCUACCGGGACUCAAAACUUACGCGGAUCCUGCAGGAGAGUUUGGGUGGUAACUCGCGGACGACUCUAAUCAUCAAUUGCUCCCCCAGCAGCUACAACGAUGCAGAAACAAUUAGCACGCUCCGCUUCGGAGUACGCGCCAAGGCAAUUAAGAACAAGGCAAAGAUUAACGCUGAGCUAAGUCCCACAGAGUUGAAGAUGUUACUUAAAAAGGCCCAGACGCAGGUUGUCACCUUUGAGACUUAUAUUACCGCUCUCGAGUCGGAGGUUCAAAUCUGGCGGGCUGGGGAGACGGUGCCGAGGGAACGGUGGACGCCUGCUAGAACUGCUGAUGGGCUGAGUAGCAUGAGGGCUGAAGCACGGGGACCUCCUCGUCCAGGGACGCCGUCUCGCCUACAGACGGAUAUCUCAAGAUCGGAGACACCCAGCCGACCCGAUUCGAGGAUAGGCGAACGUUCCAGCACGCCUAGCAUCCUGCUUGAGAAAGACGAGCGGGAAGAAUUCCUGCGACGGGAGAAUGAGCUGCAGGAUCAACUCGCGGAGAAAGAGACGCUUAUUGCCAACGUAGAGAAGGAUCUCAUAGAGAAGAAGGAGGAGUUAAAAUUUCUCAAGGAGAAUACGAUCCGGACGGGUAAGGAUAAUGAGAAACUUAACACCGAGGUCAACGAGCUGCGGAUGCAGUUGGAGAAGGUCUCAUAUGAGAGCAAGGAGGCGUCUAUUAUCAUGGAUACGCUUAAGGAGGCCAACUCUGAACUCACGGCCGAACUCGAUGAGCUGAAGCAGCAACUUCUCGAUGUCAGAAUGAGCGCCAAGGAAACCAGCGCCGCUUUGGAUGAGAAGGAUAAGAAGAAAGCCGAGCGCAUGGCUAAGAUGAUGGCUGGGUUCGAUCUGGGGAUGAACGUGUUCUCGGACAAUGAACGGAAGAUCCAGAAGCUGGUUGAGCGGGUGGAGGCGUUACAGGCAUCCAGCAGCUCUGGGGAACCCAUUGCAGCUGAUGCUCUUACUGAGUUCAGGACCAGCCUGAUCGAGGCUCAAGGAUUUGUUCGCCAGGCGGAGUUGACUGUGAAUGACCGAAGCACCUACCAGGAGUUGCCGGACAACAAACGGGUGGAGCUUGAGGACCGGAUCGCAGAGCUUCAAAAACGGUAUGAGGAGGUGCUCGAAAACGGCCUGAGCAAGGACGACGUAGAAGAAAUCAAGACUCGCCUGGGCCAGGCAUAUGAGGACCGACAGGAGCAUGAAUCGAAGAUGGUCGAGGAGCUUCGAAGCGAAUUAACACGACGGGGCGAGGAGCUAGAACGAUUGCGACAAUCUCUUACUGAAGCGCAGUCCCGUGGUGGUCCUAUCAAUGGCAGCGGCGGGCCCACCGUUAACAGCAAGACGCUACAGCAGCAAAUCGCAGACUUCGACAUCAUGAAGAAAUCUCUAAUGCGCGACCUGCAGAACCGGUGCGAGCGGGUAGUGGAGCUUGAGAUCUCACUCGACGAGACCCGCGAGCAGUACAAGAACGUGUUGCAGUCGUCGAACAACCGGGCGCAGCAGAAGAAGAUGGCGUUCCUAGAGCGGAAUCUGGAGCAGCUGACGCACGUCCAGCGACAACUUGUGGAGCAGAAUGGCAGCCUGAAGCGCGAGGUGGCGAUUGCGGAGCGGAAGCUGAUUGCACGCAAUGAGCGCAUUGAGAGCCUUGAAACUCUCUUGCAGGAUAGUCAGGAGAAACUUACGGCGGCGAACCAUCGCUUCGAAGCGCAACUCACAGCCCUCAAGGAACGUCUGGAAGCAGCCAAAGCAGGCUCAACACGCGGCCUCCCAUCCUCAGAGGGCGGGGCAUUCAGCUUUGGCGGGUCUCGGAUAGCCAAACCUCUCCGUGGCGGCGGAGGAGCUGUCGACUCGAACGGCGCGCUCGUGAAUCCGACGCUGUCUGGCCUGCAGUCGCAGGAUGCCUCCGGGUCCGGGUCGGGAGGCGCCAAGCGCACCAGCUGGUUCUUCGAUCGGCGAUGA
Messenger RNA from Blastomyces gilchristii SLH14081, 2850 nucleotides. RefSeq names its product kinesin heavy chain. The record is from RefSeq and is a predicted model, not a curated record. The transcript has 5 exons. Gene Ontology annotation, biological process: microtubule-based movement. Bases 1 to 2850 code for a protein of 949 amino acids. Gene Ontology annotation, molecular function: ATP binding; microtubule motor activity; microtubule binding. Lineage: Eukaryota; Fungi; Ascomycota; Eurotiomycetes; Onygenales; Ajellomycetaceae.